Molecule: messenger RNA, 3324 nt
Organism: Micropterus dolomieu (smallmouth bass)
Lineage: Eukaryota; Metazoa; Chordata; Actinopteri; Centrarchiformes; Centrarchidae
Product: pyroglutamyl-peptidase 1-like
Exons: 5
Coding region: 109-741 (210 amino acids)
Biological process (GO): proteolysis
Cellular component (GO): cytosol
Molecular function (GO): pyroglutamyl-peptidase activity
Source: RefSeq, a predicted model, not a curated record
CAGAAGGAGCCGUCAGCUGUGGAGGUUAUCGGCUCUCUUUACCGUCCUGGUUCAAAAUAAAGACCCGAGAAAAAAAAAAGCAAGGGAUCCUCGGCAACCGGACGGGAGAUGGAUAACAGUAAACGGACUGUGGUCGUUACAGGUUUUGGGCCAUUUGGAGAGCACACGGUGAACGCCAGCUGGGUAGCAGUACAGGAACUGAAGAAGCUCGGACUGGGCAGUGAGGUGGAUUUGCAUGUAUCCGAGGUUCCUGUAGAGUACCAGACAGUCCAGAGUUUGGUUCCUUCACUGUGGAAACAGUAUCAUCCACUGUUGGUAGUUCAUGUUGGAGUCUCAGGUAUGGCCACCACUGUCACACUGGAGAAGUGUGGCAGGAAUCAUGGCUACAAGGGCCUGGACAACAGCAGCUUCUGUCCUGAUUCACAGUGUUGCAUUGUGGGAGGCCCGGACUGUAUCAACUCAGUUAUUGACAUGGAAUCAGUCUGCAAGAGAGUGACUACCUCGGGGCUGGGAGUAGCUGUGUCCGUCUCCAAAGACGCCGGAAGGUAUCUCUGUGAUUUCACCUACUACACGUCUCUGUACCUGAGCCACGGUCGCUCUGCCUUCAUUCAUGUGCCUCCUCUCGGAAAGCCUUACAGCGGGGAAGACCUGGGCCGUGCGCUGCAGGCCAUCAUCCGGGAGAUGCUGGAGCUUCUGGACCAGGCCGAGGAGAAGAUCCACUGCCAGCAGCACUUCCACUAAGUGACCGCCAGAUGCCAACCAGCCUCUCCAGCCUUCACCACUCAAGAAAUUGCACUUAACCACAAGUAGCCAAACUUCCUUUUUUCAGCAUUUGUUUUAGGUUUUUGCUUAAUGUUUUGCCUGAUUCUGUUCUGUUUUUAUGUCUUCUGAUGGAGAGAAGAUAAAAUGGGGGUCUCAAGACAACCCUCAGUUACGCUGUAAUGGAAGCUUUUGUCCCACUUCUAUGGAAACAAAUGUGAAAAAACUUAGGUUCACUAAGAAAACACAGAAGAAAAGUGCUGCUCAUAUUUGUUAAUAUGCAGAGGGUCUGCCAUAUGACAGAUAUUACAACCUAUAACCCCAAAUGUGACUUAGGGUUAUUGAAAUGAUUAUAGAAGUCACAUUUGGAUAAACUGUAAAAUGUACUCUACAGUUUUUGACUUUCAUAAUGCUUCAUCUUCAAAUUUAGAGUUUCACUCACUCAUAAUAUGUUUCAUUCAACAGGUGUUUGCACCUGAAUGUCUAUAAAUGAUUAAUGUACAUGAUACAUUAUGGUUUUAAGUAGGAAUGUUUAGCAGUAAACUGUGUUUGCUAAUAUCAGUUUCCUUUUAACUACCUUCUAACUGUGCUGUUCCACACUCGAUGUUGAAUUGUUUCUUGAUUCUUUUUUCUUUAUAAGAAGUUGUAAAUUUGCCUUCUUUUACAAAGGUUAUUUAAAUCAGGGAACGGGUUGGUUCCAGCUCAUAUUCCCCCAGUUUUUCGGCCCAAUUCUGACAGAAAACCCCUAAAUCCACCCCACUGAGAUCUGACCCCAGGCUGUGCAAUGUUAUUUUACAGAUCUCAAGUUCAGUGAUUUAGUUUUAGGUUUUUCAGAAUUCUGUUUUCUCUUUACAACUUUUCAGAUAGUAUUAAACAAGAGUUUCCUGUUAUAAGUCUAAAUUGUACAACCAUAAAUAUUCUUUUUAAAUAACCAACACAUCUUUUCACUCUUGUUCACUUAAUGAGUUUCUUACUGAAUUGUGUGUCAAGGAUCUGACUGCAGAUCCUUUUUACUGAUUUGAGACAUCCAUGUGUAAAGUUGUCUGUUUCAGCAUAAUUUUACCAACACGCACAACUUUUUUAUCUUAAACUGUGAAGAAAACCUGCAAUUUGUUUCGUUUUUGUUUUUUUACAUUUUGCAACAUUUCAAGACCAAAGUUUUUCUUUUUUCCUACAAUUGUGCAUCCGUAAUUAUUCAUUCUUGAUUAAGGCUUUCGGUUGUUCCAUUCAUCAAAUCAGAUAGACACUCAGUUCAGUCAGAGUUGGGCCCAUAAUUUUAUUUCUGUAGCACUUUCUUUUUUGGUUUGUCCAUUUUUACUUAAUCUGGAAUAUUUUUGUUUUCAGUCACUUUAACUUGCUAUAGCUUUUCAGACAUACACACAUGCAUUUGUAACAUUUUAUCCCCCAGUAAUAAUAAUUAAAUAUGUGAGGUAAGCUUUAUUUUCCUGAGCUUUUGUUUGUUCUGACAUUUUAAACAAACUGCAGCAGCUUCAGUCACUGUGUUUGUGAUGGUGCCACUCCCAGAUGAAAAUGUUCUGUGUUCUGUCUUUUUUUAAAAAAAAAAAUUCUUAUUGGAUUGUUUUCUAUUUCACUGUGUGGGCCAGUGUUUUCCUGCCUGCUGAGAUAUCAUAACAGCCCAUGCCUCCUCUUACAUCUUCAGUUUGAUCAGUUUUUUUAAAUAGAGAUUUUAGCUUUGAAUGGUCUACAUUUACGCAUCCCCAAAAAAACUAUUUGUCUGUGGGAAACAUGGAUAUAGUUGUUAACUGUCACAGCUAGUGUUAGGAAACUAACUGAACAAUGUGCUUAGCGUUGCAACAGUAGAGGUCUCAUGGCCUUUCCUUGAGUUCUUAGUAAAUGUUUUUUAACCUGAGUCAAGCAAGUUGGUGCCAGAGAGUUUGAGUAAAUUGUCAUUAUUUUUAGCAGUGUGUGUGACUAAUUGAUAUUUCAUGUCAUGGUUUGUACCCCAAAGUAGCAUCCUGGAGCACUGAGCUGAACAGAAGUGAACCUAAAUUUUAUCGUAGCAUUUGUCAUUCAGAUUACAUCUGGGUUAUGUGGUUGUAAAAUCUCUUAUGGAAUUGUUGAAAUGAUGGGCAAAUUUUAAUUAGCUUUCAGGUGAUGAUAUUUUACUUUGUGUCUUUGUGAAUGCUAAAAAGUGAAAGGGUUGUUGAGGAGCUGCCCCUAAAAAUGUCUGCUCACAAAAGUGAAAGCCUCAAGUUUACAUAUGAGGUGACCUCUGAACCUGACUCUUUCCUGUGCCUUGCUGUUGUUUUGUGUUAUGAAAAGGCCUUAAAAAAAACUCAGCGGGUCAGUACAAAGAUAUAUUACUGAUGCUGUCCAGUCAGUCAGAUGUGUGGCUACCUCAAAAAUACUUUUGUAUCUCACUGUGUGCUCUGUUGUACAAUAACAUUAUGGCUCUGUGAUUUAUUGUGAGUUUCUCUGUUUAGGGAGAAUCCUCGGACAGGUGUCUUCUGCUUCUGACAUUAACAAAGCACUGUUACAAUAAGUAAUCUUGGCUUUGUAAAAGGAAAGGCUUUUUAAAAAAGAGAAUUAAAGAAUUACAAGGAC